AUGGGCUCCAACACUGGCGAAGCGACGCUGUCGCGCUUCUCGCGCCGCCUCACCUUCAACCAGAACCUCAUCAGCGGAUGCGUCCUCUUCUUCACCGUGGGCGUCUACCUCGCCGUGCUCGGCCUCGGCGCCGGCGGCGGCAAGCCCUCGUCGCAGCGCGUCAGCGACAUCUCCAACAGCUCCCUCUACGGCAUCUACGCCGUCUUUGGCUUCUUCACCGGCGCCAUCAUGAACAAGCUCGGCCCGCGCCUCACCAUGACCAUUGGCGUCGCGGGGUACCCCGUCUACGUCGCCGGCCUCUUCUACUACGACAGGACCGCGCACGAGUGGUUCCCCAUCCUCGGCGGCAUCCUCCUCGGGCUCAGCGCGCCGAUGCUGUGGUCGACGUCGGGCUUCAUCCAGUGGGCGUAUGCCACCGAGGUCGAAAAGGGCAAGUACAUUGCGAUCCAGUACUUUAUCAACCAGGUCGGCAGCGUCGUCGGCUCCCUGGUCGCCUUCAUCAUCAUACACCAGGGGACGUCGACCGCGGACGGCAGCCCGACGAGCGUCUACAUCACCUUCAUCAUCCUCAUAUGCGUUGCAUUUUUGUUCACGAUUUUCGGCCUCGUCAGCCCCAAAGACGUCCGUCGCGCAGAUGGCACCCCGGUCGCGGUGUUUCACAACCUGCCCAUGACCGAGGAGCUCAGGGGCGUUGCGAGGGUCCUGCGCGACUACCGCGUCCUCGCCAUGCUGCCCGUCAUCUUCAGCUGCGAGCUGGCGCUGGGGAUCCUGCCGUCCGUCAACGGGCGGUACUUUAACCUCAGGACGCGAGCCAUGAACAAUGUCAUUUUCUACCUCGUUCAGCUGCCCGCAUCCGUGGGCUGCGCGUUUCUCACCGACAGGCUCCCCUUUGGCCGCCGCAUGCGAGGCUACGUCUCCGUCUCCGUGCUGGGCGUCGUCGUCUUUGCGGCCUGGAUUGCGCUGCUUGUAUGGGUUUCCACCUCCUCCCGCUGGGCAUCUCCGCCCGUCGGCGGCGUGGACUGGACGGCAUCUGAUUUUGCCGGGCCGUUUGUCCUCUACCUCGUGUUUGGCAUCGUCUACGGCUCCCACCAGCAGAUUGGCAUGUGGGUGAUGGGGACCUUUACCAACGAGCCGACCGUUCUCGCCAUAUACGGCGGGCUGUGGAAGGGCGUCGCGGCGGCUGGGGUGGCCGUGCAGUUUGGCAUGGCCGCAGCUGCCGUCUCGUACCAAGCCCAGAUUGCGUUUGCACUUGCGCUGCAGCUGCUGUCCAUUCCCAUCAUGCUCUUGCUUGUGGCAAAGGCCCGCGAGACGAAUUACAAAUCCGAGGUCGACGUCAUCGUACCGCACUACGCGGAAGACAUCGUUACGGAGAGCAAAGGCAUGUUUGGAAAAGAACAUCCCACGGCAGAGCACGACGGACUUGAAGUAGCCAAGAAUAUCCCAUCUGCUACGGCUUGA
Messenger RNA from Purpureocillium lilacinum, 1458 nucleotides. RefSeq lists its product as uncharacterized. The record is from RefSeq and is a predicted model, not a curated record. NCBI's taxonomy places the organism in Eukaryota, Fungi, Ascomycota, Sordariomycetes, Hypocreales, Ophiocordycipitaceae.